CGUGCUGCACACGAAAGGGAAAGGAAACGCCGACUUCUCCAUUCCAAAAUCCCCUCUGCCUCAUCUUUAGCAGCAACGAGUGUUUGGAUCGAUCGGGAGCUUUGAGACGUUCGGUUUUUCCGUUCCAGGGCCUUUUGGUCGGUUUUCGGCUCCCUCUUCGCGGAGAACCCCUUGUUGUCCGUGAGAAAAUUGUUUUCCCUGAGCUCUCAGGCGCCAGAUUUAUCGAGCCCGAGUGCACAAAGUUGAUAAGCUAGCCUCCGAGCUAACUCUUAGCUUGCAGCCCUUUUUUUUUGGUUUCAGCUUUUUGAGGGCGUCGUUUUCGCAUCACGGCUGGCUCUUACUACUGCCCGUCCUAUCUGAAUMCUUCUUUUGGUGAAGUUUAAGGGGUUUGCUGGUAGCUGCUGUGCUCACUGAUAACCCCCUGCGUACUUAGCCCGGAAGCCGAGUGAAGGCCCGAGUCCAGCAGCACCAACAGCCGCCUUCGUCCGAGUGUUUAUCCGCCUUGAAGUGAGAGUUGACAGCUUCCUUGGUGACACCGACUUCUCCCUGAGGAGCCAAGAAGCAGACGGCUCAUGACUUCUGACCAGGACACAAAAGUUGUAGCUGAACCACAGGUGCAGCAAGUUCAAGAGGCAAAAGAGAGCUCUCAUUUGGAAUCCGCCAAGGUUUCAGACCUCAACCCUAAUGCGAAAGCAUGGGCCAACCACAUGUUUAGCUUGGACUCCAGCGGGACUGCUGACACCACAACUGCUGCCCUGCAGCCAUGGAAGGAAGGCUGCGAUAGCUCCGACGACCCCGGCCCAGAAGGCUUUGAAGCCAGUGAGGACAAAGCUUACAAGGAGCCUCUGCUAACUGACCCAGAUGAGCCUCCACCAGAACCAGUAAUGCUGGCCGAGCCGGCCCCCGUCACACUGGAGUGCUCCGAGCCCACCUACACAGAAUACCCCGAGCCUGGGCAGCCGGGGAGCACAGGCAGUGGUGAUUUGCAGCCUGACAGCACCCAGGACGGCUUGAGAGAGCUCCUGAAAAAGACCCUGGAGUUCUGUCUGUCCAGGGAGAACCUGGCCAGCGACAUGUACCUCAUCUCCCAGAUGGACAGRGACCAGUACGUCCCCAUUGUGACGGUGGCCAACCUGGACCACGUCAAGAAGCUGAGCACUGACGUGGAGCUGAUCGUGGACAUCCURCGCUCUCUGCCGUUGGUCCAGGUGGAUGAGAAAGGGGAGAAGGUGCGACCCAAUCAGAACCGAUGCAUCGUGAUCCUCAGAGAGGUUCCAGAGUGCACCCCCAUCGAGGAAGURGAAGCCCUUUUCAAAGGAGACAACUUACCCAAGUUUAUCAACUGUGAAUUUGCCUACAACGACAACUGGUUCAUCACRUUUGAAUCAGAAGCAGAUGCACAGCAGGCAUAUCAGUAUCUCCGAGAGGAAGUCAAGACGUUCCAAGGGAAACCAAUUAAGGCGAGGAUAAAGGCCAAGGCGAUUGCGAUCAACACUUUCAUGCCAAAGAACGGCUACCGGCCGAUGGAGGUGAACCUGUAUGCUCAGCAGCGCUACACGUCCUACUACAUCCCACCAGUUUACAGCCCCCAGCAGCAGUUCCCUCUGUACAGCCUGAUCACGCCGCAGGCCUGGUCCACCACUCACAGCUUCAUCGACCCGYCACUGGUUCCUCAAUUUCACAACAACCAGUUCAUCAAUGGUUUUACCACAUCCCAUAGUUUCAAACCAGCGACGUCGCCCCUCACAGUCCGACACUUCUCCCCCAGGAACAGGAAUCACAGCAAAGCUCACCUGAGGCCCACCAUCCCCACAACAGACCCCAGCCCCGGGCUCCUGGAGAGUCCCACCCUGUUCCACACCUUCCCCAGCGAGAGGCUCAACGGCAUCCGUAGCAGCCCCCAAACACGACUGCCCACCAGUCAGCCCAGAAGCAGAUUAUCCUCCAACACGGCCUUCCCCCGCAGAGACACCGUGGGCACCGGGCGCGUCACUGAACCCUCAACGCCAGACUACUUCCUGGGAGUCGGUCGAGGAAGGAAAAAUGUUUCUGCUUCUAGGAAAAAGAGGGACGACAAGUUUACAAGAGCGACUCCUCAGUCGCCCCCUCCUCCUCCCAAACCCCCGUCUCCCAACUUCGAGCUCGGUCUCUCCAGCUUCCCUCCACUUCCAGGAGCAGCGGGCCAACUCAAGACCGACGGUGUGUUUGAGAGCCGACUGGCCAGCAAGGAAGCGGUCGUACCCCCCAAGGAGCGGAAUGUAAGCACCGAGUCCAGCAGCGCCGGAGCUCUGUCCCCAGCAGGUCCCAAAGAGCCUCUCCGGUCCUCCAGCUCUCCAGUAACCCCCAGCUUCCAGCCCCCACCGACAACCCCGACCACAGCCUCCACCCCGACACCGAGCCCGGCUCCCAGCUCGCCUCGCAGCCCCGCUCCCUCCGCCUCAGUGGAGGUGAAGGCGACCGAGGCCAAGCCCAAGGAGGUGCAGCAAUCUGUGGAGCGAGUUCCCGGCACUCUGUCCACCGCCAGCAAAUCAGUGCAGGUCAACGGUGCUGCGACAGAGUCGAGGAAGCCUUCCUACGCCGAGAUCUGCCAGCGAGUGAAGGACACGCCCACGUUACAGCACUCCCCUGCCCCCAAGGAAGCCAAGCCAACCUCCACCACCGCCGAGGACAGGAAGGGCAGCGACCCCUCCACCCCUGUGGGGGACGCCAAGUCCAGAGAGACACACCACCCCUCCWCCUCCACCAAACCCGGCUCUGCGUCUGGCAUCCCGGGCAGACCACCAAAGGAGGCCCGAAGGCCAGCCGGGAGGUGGGCCUCUCCGCCCCCACACCCAGGGAAAACCCCUAGCAAAGAUCCCCACCACACCCCACCCAAGUCCCCGCAGUAGGGUGGGCCCCCACCCACACUACGCUCCACGAUGUGUCGGAAACAAGGAGAACAAGUCAGGGCUACUAAACACUCAGAUCCCAGGAGCACCGUCAGCAACAAGCAGAGAGGACGCCUUCUGUUCCGGAUCAGGGCUGCAGACAACACUUUACUGUGCACCUAGAGCACCGUCUGUUUCCUCUUUUAUUCUGCUUUUCUUUUACUUCUCCUCUCUCCUUCAGCGCGGUCGUUCACUGUUCACAUCUCCUGUCUCUGUCCAAACGACCCGGUGGGAUUAAAUUAGUCAUGUGUGUGUGAAGCAGCAGGGCAUUMUUACAUGAAAACCCCAAAGGAUGAUGGGAAAGAGUAAAAACAGACUCCAUCUUGUCUGGUUGUCACGCGGCGCUGUCGUGACUCCGUGUAGCGUAAUUAUGGGUCGUUACUCCUGGAUGUUUUCAGAGUCGGACAUUUAAACCUGGAUUCUCUAGUUGAACGUGGCCUUAGUUCAGUUUUUUAUUAUUUACACUAAUUUUUAUGAUUUUUUUUGUCCCACUGCUUAAUCUGUUUUUGACCGUUGCUUCAGCUAAAGUUUUGUCUUCGUUCAUGGUGGCUGUGCAGACAGACCUUCCUGUGAUAGUUUGUUUAUUUUAAGAAUGAUCGUGUGUAACGGACGACGUGAGGUCUGCUGGUUUUAGCCGUGGACAGGAAAGACACAUCAGGUGUUUUUUUUUUGUUGUUUAAUUUGUCAGAAAACAAACAUUUGUUGACGGUUUUGUUUUCAGAGACACACUGUGAAGAGAGGUGAGAGGGGGCGGAGUCAGAAUCCAGAGAAAAGGAUGCGAGUCGCAAACAGGAAGUAAGAAGCUAACACUAGUUUACAGGCGUCACUCGUUGUGAACGUUUCCUGAUGAUGAUUUUUGACCCGUCUCUGGUUCUGUCUCAGAUCUGGUGCUAGAGGUCCAACCCUGGACCAGAAACUGCUCCUGUGAGACGCUUCAGUUUCUUUUAUUUGAAGCCUUUUUGUUUGUUUCUGCCUGUUAAAAACACUGCUGUGACCCGUGAGCGUCACAUUCAUCCAGCUUGUUAUAGUUUGACGGAUCAUUAGUAGAAAUAUAUUUUGUUUGUCGUCGGUGAAGCAGUUGGUGUUCGUGCAGAGAGUCGGUGGUUUGGACUUUAGAGGGUUUUUUUGUUUAGUUUGAUGAAUCUAGAAAAGUUUGAACGGACCUGGAACGUGUUUGUUAACGAUGUUACGGAGGUAAAGGGGCGGGGUUUUGUUGGGAUGUAGAAGAAGACGGCGGCGGCGUGGAGUCUUUGUCAAAACAACUGUUUUGUUCCUGUCAGUUUGUUGAUUUGUCGUCAUUUGUUUGCACUCUUUGAUUGCGAGUCUGUUCUGUAACGACUUGGAAAGAUUGACCGAAGCGUCUGGCUGCUCCGCUCCUGAGGAUGGAGUCGAGUUUAAAAGCAGAGUUUGUUUUUUAUUCUGCUCAAAAACCACCUGAGAAACUGAGAACAGCGAAGGGKCGUGGUCUGAUCUGUUUUCUGUAGCAGCCUCUCCGUUUUACUGCUAAAAUGUUGAACUGCGAACAUGUUUGGUUGUUUUUAUUUUAUUUUUUUGUUUGUUUUGGACGCUCCCUUCCUGCUCGUCGCUCGCACGCUGAGGUGAAUCUUUUCCAGCUGUUAGAAAAAGAUUCCAGCCCCACUGAACGCCGCUGAGCUGCACACAAAACGCCCGUUAGUGGAAAACCUCCUGAACYCGUCUCGCUCCAGUCUUCCUGCAAACACAAAGCAUUCUGGGUAAUCCCACUAACAGAAAACAAUUGAAAAAAGGGAAAAUUCAUUAUUAAAAAAAUAUAUAAAACAAAUAAAUAAAAAAUCAUCCGGUCAGAGCUGCUUUGAAAUUGGAUUUUCAUUUAAAUUUUUCUUUAUUUUUCCUUUUUAUUUUGAAGGACUGAGAUGCACUCGGAUGGUUUGAUUAUUUUUUUUUUUCUUGGUGGAAAUGGUAAAAGAUAAAAGAAAAAAAACACCAUAUCUACUUAUUUAUAAAAGUGCUGUUUAUUCAGUGACUUUUCUUUUUUUUUUUGUUUUGCGAAAAAAAAAACUGUACACAAAAUGUUUAAAAAAAACUCCAUCCAGUGUUUGAAAAACUUGAAUUUUAUUUAAACUUGAAAAAUAACUUUGCCUUAACUUUUAUACAAGACGAGCAUAGAGUUUUUAUUUCUUUUCACAGAUUUAAGAAAAAAAACAAGGAAAAAAAGAACAUCCCUAAAAACGGUUAAAGCGGGACUCGAGGAACAUAUUUCGUCUUACUGAGAGACAGAGUUCAAAUCUGGAAGCAUUUACUUUCUUUUUCCUGAUUUCUGUUUAGGUUUUGUAAAAUGUAUUAAAAAAAGUCGCUUUGAUUGUUCUUUUGGUUCUCGUUUGUUAGUUUUAGGUCCUUUUAUUUUGGAGGGAAAAAUCUAAACCUUGUAAAUGCAACUAGUCAAUACUGUAUUAAAUAUGUGCACUUUGAAGUAUGUGCUUUGCUUGUACAGAUGUAAAUACUCAGAAAAAUAUAAGAGGUACCUUAAAAUGAUUAUAAAAAUAUAUUGAUCCUUGUUAACUAUAAUGUUGCUGGAUGUAGGAUAAAAAAACAAACAAAAAAAAUAACACGUUGUUGUGCUUUUUGAAAUUUUUUUCUUUAACUUCGUAUUUUUUUUAAUACUUAGUGUGCAGAGUUUGAUUUGUGCUCCGCUCUGCAGCGGGAGCAGCUAACGUUUUUCUUUUAAUGUCUUGCAUUCCAUCUUUGGAGUCCGGUGAGGCCCCGCCCCCUUCACCCUUCACCCCGCCCCCUUCACACAGAAGCCUGGAGCCGAGCGUCCGCCUGCAGCUUCUCUUUCACCUUUUAAUUUCUGCAGAUUUGUGCAUUUAUGAAAUUURGGCACAAAGAUGGUUGUAGCAAAAAAUGCACUACAUUAUUAUUAUUAUUUUUAUUUUUAUUUUUUACACAACAGCAGAAACCACUAAUGCAUCGUCUGAAUAAAUGGCUCUAAAACCAACUAAAUUAGACGUAAUUUAAAACAUCAAGUACAUUUUAACACUAAUUCACAGCUUUUCUUUUUUAGAAGCACGACUCAAACUGUGACAGAAAAAAAGGUUUUCUGCUGAUUGUUUGUAAAGCAGAACAGAGCUCUAGUCUCAUCACAUUAUUACCGCAGGUUCUGCCUAAACUAAGAGUUUUUACGUUUCUGUUUGCUUGAUCUGAAACCAAAAUCCAAGUUUAAAUAGAGGAUUAGCUGCUAUUCAAGGAAAACAAAAUAUUUUGUGUAAUGUUGCCAAAAAGUGUUUAAAUAAUUGGUGAAUGGAUUGGCUGUUUCCGGAUAUUCAGGAGUAAAAAAAUAAACUAUAAAAAGCAGCUUUAUUCCUGUAUGUGAGGUUUAUAAAUUGUUUUAAAACCUGAAAAUGUUCCAACAAGCUGCUAAACUUUAUUCUCUUUUUGUUUGAUCUGGAGCAACAAAGGUUAAAUAGAAGAAACUGAAUCUCAGCUUCACUGUAAUGCUUAAGAAUCUCAACAUUAACAUAGAAAAAAUAUAAAUCUUAAUAUCUGAUGCAUUUCUGGAUGAAUUUUCUGGCUGUAAACAAGUUUGUUUUCAGACAUUUAAACAAAAAUCCAGCUUCAUUCUUUUAGUUAUUGAGCACUUUUAUUAUGAUAUUAUUUGUGUCGGAAACAUUUUUUAAGUUUAAACACAAACCACCAGUUUUGACUCAGUUUUCGGUUCCUAAUUAUUACUAAAACGUUAAGAAAAUAAAAGCCUUAAACAGAAAAUGGGAGGAGGAUUUGGUGGGAGAGAAGCUGAGCAUGAAUCAGGUUUCAGGCCGAUGCUUGUCGGACGUUUGGCUCCGGUCUUCAGGUGUUCUGAGGUGUGACGCCCGGUCCCUUUUAUUCACAUCACAUCCCUGCAGCAGCUUUUUAACUCAAGCUGGGAGGUUUUGUUUUUGUUUGUUUUUUGCCAAAAAAGCCUGAGAAAGCGACGGCUGCUGUGGAUCUGAAACAUUAAAGGAUGAAGUGAAAGUGUUCCCGCCCAGAGCUCAAUGUUUUGUUUGUGACUCUGAGAAAGUAAAAGCGGAGGUUUUAUUUUCAGGCUUCUGACGGAGAGGAGUUGAACUGGAAUCACGUUGGUUUUAUUUUGAAAAUCGUGCCAUUAUCCAGCUUGUUGUCAGUUUUUGUUUCGUCUUUAAUGGAGGAAAAACUCUGAGCGCACGGAGACACGUUCCUCCUGAGGCAUCCAUGGACUACAAACACGUGCAUGUGUGGAGUAAACAAAACAACAAAACAAAGUUCCACCUGAAACUCAGACUGAUGCAAACAGGAGACCUGGAUCCGGUUCCUCAGUGUGGACAGCCUCACGGAGCGUCACACUUCACAGCAGCCUGUCCUCAGCCCCCCUCCCCUCCAUGUUUGUUGACAGUGCCAUCGUUUGUUUGUUUUCUUUGCGUUUCAUCCUUCUGUGGUUAUUGAAGACAUCAAAUGCACAAGAACUGACUGGAACCUUCUUCAUGUGGUCUAACUCGUUAACUCUUUCUGUGCUUCGCUAACAGCUGUGGACAAUCGGUUUGUCCCCGUCGUGUCGGGGUUUGGACACAACUCUGCCUAAAGACACCUUUAACACGAGCGGGACGGAGUUUGCAGUCAAAGAGGGCUUCUUUUCUUUAUUUUGGGGUCUUUUUUUUUUCCUUUUUUCUUCCAUUGAGACUGGAAUCAAGCGUACAUAUCGGCUCUAGAUAAUUUAAGUWACUCUUGUGUCAUGAUGUAAAACUUGUCUAAUUUGGAGAGAAAAAUGUAGCUUACUGAAAAAUAAAGAUUUAGGCACUGAUGACAA
This is a messenger RNA of Austrofundulus limnaeus, 7722 nucleotides long. RefSeq names its product La ribonucleoprotein 4B (gene larp4b). Gene Ontology annotation, molecular function: mRNA 3'-UTR binding. NCBI's taxonomy places the organism in Eukaryota, Metazoa, Chordata, Actinopteri, Cyprinodontiformes, Rivulidae. Gene Ontology annotation, cellular component: cytosol; cytoplasmic stress granule. Gene Ontology annotation, biological process: positive regulation of translation. The transcript has 17 exons. The record is from RefSeq and is a predicted model, not a curated record. The coding region runs from base 573 to 2888 and encodes 771 amino acids.